GAGAGGAGAAAGAGAGAGAGACAGAGAGAGAGAGAGAGAGAGAUUUGAAUUUCCCAUCUGGAAGGGGAGCGGUAGAACGUCAGGGCCCGGCUGAGGGGCGUGAUUGGAGGGCGCCUUCGGCAGCCGCCCGAGGCAGAAGCCGCGGCCCCAGCUCGCCUGGCGGAGUUGCACGCGGCGGCGGGAGCUGGAAUAGCAGAAGGAACCACCUCGUGGAGUCGGGCCGGAGCCCUGCAGUGGCUCAGACGGUUGCAGGGACCGCCAGGUUGUCACAUCUUCCCGAGCCAGGCCAGCCAGGAGCGCUGCAUGCAAAUCCUGCCGUGGGCUAGGGCACGCUAACCAGAGCCGGCGGCAUGGACUUCGUCAUGAAGCAGGCCCUUGGAGGGGCCACCAAGGACAUGGGGAAGAUGCUGGGGGGAGAGGAGGAGAAGGACCCUGACGCGCAGAAAAAGGAGGAGGAGCGGCAGGAGGCCCUGCGGCAGCAGGAGGAGGAGCGCAAGGCCAAGCACGCGCGCAUGGAGGCGGAGCGAGAGAAGGUCCGGCAGCAGAUCCGAGAUAAGUAUGGGCUGAAGAAGAAGGAGGAGAAGGAAGCAGAGGAGAAAGCAGCCCUGGAGCAGCCCUGCGAGGGGAGCCUGACCCGGCCCAAGAAGGCCAUCCCUGCGGGCUGCGGGGACGAGGAGGAGGAGGAAGAGGAGAGCAUCCUGGACACGGUGCUCAAAUACCUGCCCGGGCCGCUGCAGGACAUGUUCAAGAAGUAACCAGGCCUCCUGCCCCAGCCCACUCCACCUGUUACUACUUCUUUUUGGUUCUUUCUUUUCUUUUUAUUAGGUUAAGUCUCAAUUCU
This is a messenger RNA of Symphalangus syndactylus (siamang), 841 nucleotides long. It is a transcript of the gene CPLX2, whose product is annotated as complexin 2. Gene Ontology annotation, cellular component: terminal bouton; SNARE complex. Lineage: Eukaryota; Metazoa; Chordata; Mammalia; Primates; Hylobatidae. The record is from RefSeq and is a predicted model, not a curated record. Gene Ontology annotation, biological process: neurotransmitter transport; synaptic vesicle exocytosis; regulation of neurotransmitter secretion. Gene Ontology annotation, molecular function: syntaxin binding.